AGUAAAUACUCCGUAACGUGGCGCUGCAAAUGUAAGAAUCUCACACUACUCGUGAACCUUAACCUAAACCUAAACCUGAACGUCGUUGUCAACAUGUUCCACGGAUGCAAGAGGCUUUGUACCAGCGGCUUGAGAUUAUCGGCAUCAUCACGAUGUACCGGGAUGUUGUCGAAGGCAGAGGCGAGGAAACGGAGAUGUCAAUUGUUCGAAGAGGAGAAACAGAGGCAACGCUCUGAAUUAGGUAGAAUCGAAAAAAUAGAAGUGAAGUACCAGUCGGUGGAGGACGAGGUAGUGCUGGUAAUGAACCGCAAUAUUUCCACACCGCACGACUGCGCCAAGCACAUCUCUGAGAGCAUCACCAAGAUGUCUGCAAUUGCCUUCGUCGACGGUCAGAUUUGGGAUAUGCACAAGCCAUUCACAGGCAACUGUGAGCUACAACUAGUGACUAUGCAAACUCCACGAUCAGGCAUGAUUAAUAAUGCCUUUUGGCGAACGUGUUCGUUGAUUCUGGGUGCUGUGGCAGAAAAUGCAUUCAAAGAUAACGUGAACGUGCACCUACAUAGCUUUCCUUAUCCUGUAAUUCGUUCUGGCAGUUUUGUGUAUGAUGUAUUUAUCGAUCUGCCAAGCUGGCAACCAACCGAUUCUGAAUUACGUGCUAUGUCAGCAUUAUUUGUCAAGUUUAUAAAUCGUGAACUGUUAUUAGAAAGACUUGAAGUGCCAUGCAGCAUUGCUCAACACAUGUUUGAGGAUAAUCCAUUCAAAUACCAACAAAUACCUCAAAUCGCCAAAGAUAAUGAUGACGACAAGGUGACAUUAUAUCAGUUAGGUGAUCAUAUAGAUAUUAGCAAAGGACCUAUGAUAAGUAACAGCGGCUUGAUAGGGCGUGUCACUGUAACAGCAGUUCAUCGACUUACAAACGGGCCUGUGGAUGGCUUGUAUCGCUUCCAAGGUGUUGCCUUGCCCAAAGGAAUUAUGCUCAAUCAUUUUGCUUACAGUAUCUUGGAGAAUCGUGCAAAGAAAUUGAAUACAGUUACAUGGCAGCCGCAUAUAGUAGAACACGAAAUGAUGAAUAACGUAACAGCGUCUGCAAAUUAAAGAACACUCGUCUCACAAUCUAGGUGAGCUUUUGUGUAAAUAAAUGCAUCUUUUAGUUAUUACUCCGACUUAAUUCUACGUCGUUCUUUGACUCUUAAUCAUGGGAGACGGAUUAUGAGUCGUAAUUUAUCAUAAAUGCCUUGUAGUCCAAUAACUUACUCGAAAUAAAAAUCUGGAUGUUUUUUUACUCAA
This is a messenger RNA of Harpegnathos saltator (Jerdon's jumping ant), 1287 nucleotides long. It is a transcript of the gene mRpL39, whose product is annotated as mitochondrial ribosomal protein L39. Gene Ontology annotation, biological process: threonyl-tRNA aminoacylation. The record is from RefSeq and is a predicted model, not a curated record. Lineage: Eukaryota; Metazoa; Arthropoda; Insecta; Hymenoptera; Formicidae. Gene Ontology annotation, molecular function: nucleotide binding; threonine-tRNA ligase activity. The transcript is spliced from 3 exons. Gene Ontology annotation, cellular component: mitochondrion. Bases 94 to 1095 code for a protein of 333 amino acids.